AUGUUAUCAAUCCCGGAUACUCCCCGUGAGGAUUUCUUGCAUCGCUUUUCUCUUCUUAGUUUCUUCUGCUGGGAAAUUUGGAAAACUCGAUGUGACUUUGUUUUUAAAGGCACCAAUCCCGACCCAAGGCUGGUUAAUAUUAAGCGGGCCAAUGACUCUUACAGAGAAUUCUGGGAAGCCAACACCUGUUUCUCUAGGCUUUCUGGUUCAAGAACUUCCCCCUCCUCCCCUUAUGUUGGCAGAGACAGAUGGCUCCCUCCACAUGCUAAUGCAAUCAAAGUUAUUUUUUAUGGGGCCUGGUCUCCUAGUACUUCUCAUGGCGGUAUUGGGGUUAUUGCUCGUGAUGAUUGUGGUACAUGGAGGGGUGGAACCGCUUCUCCAAUCUCCUGUAAUUCUGCUCUUGUUGCAGAAGCUGCUGCUGCGCUCUAUGCAGUCUCUUAUGCAAUCACUAGAGAUUUCUCCAAGGUGUUGUUUGAAUCUGACUGCAAAGUUUUUGUGGAUAGUAUUCUUGGGAAUCACGGAAACUACGCUUGGACUAUCCUUCCAAUUCUUGACGAAAUUUGUAGUCUUUCUCAACAUUUCGAUGAGGUGCGGUGGAAGUGGGUGCCAAGAUCAGCAAAUCGUGCCGCUCACAAGUCUGCGACCAUAGGUUUAAGAGCUAUGGAACUGCAAAGUUGGGUCAUUCGACCACCAUUGUCUCUUGUUGGGGUCCUGAAUUCUGAUGGUUUGCCUUGUCCCCCAGUUGGGUCAUCUCUCUUGAACUAG
This is a messenger RNA of Prunus persica (peach), 765 nucleotides long. RefSeq lists its product as uncharacterized. Lineage: Eukaryota; Viridiplantae; Streptophyta; Magnoliopsida; Rosales; Rosaceae. Gene Ontology annotation, molecular function: nucleic acid binding; RNA-DNA hybrid ribonuclease activity. The record is from RefSeq and is a predicted model, not a curated record. The transcript has a single exon. The coding region runs from base 1 to 765 and encodes 254 amino acids.